GGCCGGGCCCGGGCGGCCGCGGGUGCCCGGCCGCCGGCCCAUGGGCGGCGGCGGUGGCUCGCAGGCGCCUCCUCCUCCUCCUCCCGCCGCAGACCCGGGCUGCGGGGACCGGCGGCAGCAGCAGCAGCUCCGGUGUCGCGCCGGCCGCAUGGCGGGCUACGCGCCGCGCCUGCCCUGGCUGCUGCCGCUGCUGCGGCGGGCGGCGCCGCCCCCCUGGGCUCGGGCGGCCGCCGGGGCCACCGCGCUCCGCGUCCCGCCGCGGCCGCUCGGCAGGUGCGGGGCGCUCCUGCCGCCGCUGCUGCUGCCGCUGGGCUCCCCGUCCUGCCGCCGCCUCCUUCUGCCCGUCCCAGCGCGCUCGCUGAGCACCGCGGCGGGCACGGAGCCGCCGGGGAGGGCUCCGGGCCCCCCGCCGCGCUUCGAGGCUCGGAGGCUGCUGGCCCUGGCGCGCCCCGAGCGCUGGAGACUGACAGCUGCUGUUGGCUUUCUGGCAGUUUCCAGUGUCAUAACCAUGUCAGCCCCUUUCUUCAUGGGCAAAGUUAUUGACAUUAUUUAUACAAAUCCCAGUGAGGAUUUCACUGACAGCCUGACCAGCCUGUGUGCCUUGCUGAGUGGAAUCUUUUUAUGUGGUGGUGCUGCUAAUGCUACUCGUGUCUACCUCAUGCAGACUGCAGGACAAAGAAUUGUGAACCGUUUGAGAGCAACCAUGUUCUCCUCUAUUCUGAAGCAAGAAACAGCUUUCUUUGACAAGACCAGAACAGGAGAGCUGAUAAACCGCUUAUCUUCAGAUACAGCCCUCUUGGGCCGUUCAGUGACCGAAAACCUUUCAGAUGGGCUCAGAGCAGGAGCACAAGCAUCUGUUGGGGUUGCAAUGAUGUUUUUUGUGUCUCCUAGCCUUGCUGCAUUUGUUCUGAGUGUUGUGCCACCCUUGGCAGUCCUGGCUGUGAUUUAUGGAAGAUACUUGCGAAAACUUACAAAAGUGACCCAAGAUUCUCUUGCAGAAGCAACACAGUUAGCUGAAGAGCGUAUUGGAAACAUAAGAACAGUUCGAGCUUUUGGGCAAGAAGUGGCUGAAAUGGAGAAGUAUACAAAUAAAGUUGAUUAUGUGCUACAACUGGCUAAAAAAGAGGCACUAGUUCGGGCAGGAUUCUUUGGAGCAACUGGUCUUUCUGGAAAUUUAAUUGUCCUCUCAGUCUUAUACAAAGGAGGAUUACUAAUGGGCAAUGCCUACAUGACAGUUGGUGAACUCUCAUCUUUCCUAAUGUAUGCUUUCUGGGUUGGAAUAAGCAUUGGAGGUCUAAGUUCCUUUUAUUCUGAGCUAAUGAAAGGACUAGGUGCUGGUGGACGUCUUUGGGAACUUAUUGAAAGGAAGCCCCAACUUCCAUUUGAUGAGGGAAUCACUUUAGGCAAAGACACAUUCAGAGGUGCUUUGGAAUUCAAAGAUGUUGAGUUUGCAUAUCCAACACGUCCAGAAACAUCAAUUUUCAAAGAUUUUAGCCUUUCCAUUCCAGCUGGCUCUGUUAUGGCUCUGGUUGGCCCAAGUGGUACAGGGAAAUCAACUAUUGUAUCCCUUCUGCUGCGGCUGUAUGAUCCUAUCUCAGGUACUAUCACCGUUGAUGGCUGUGAUAUCCGCCAGUUAAAUCCACUGUGGCUCAGGACAAAGAUUGGAACAGUAAGUCAGGAACCAAUUCUCUUCUCCUGUUCUAUUGCUGAAAAUAUUGCCUAUGGUGCAGAGGAUCCUUCCACUGUGACUGCAGAGGAGAUUCAGAAAGUUGCUGAAAUAGCUAAUGCUGCUAGUUUUAUCAGAGGUUUUCCAAAAGGGUUUGACACUGUAGUUGGAGAAAAAGGCAUUUUGCUUUCAGGUGGACAGAAGCAACGAAUUGCAAUUGCUCGAGCUCUGCUCAAGAAUCCUAAAAUUCUUCUGUUAGAUGAAGCAACAAGUGCUUUGGAUGCUGAAAAUGAAUAUCUAGUGCAAGAAGCUCUGGACCGCCUGAUGGAAGGGAGGACAGUCCUAAUUAUUGCUCAUCGUCUGUCUACUAUUCAAAAUGCUGAUUUUGUUGCAGUCCUUGGCCAGGGUAAAAUUCUUGAAUGCGGAAAACAUGAGGAACUACUUGCAAAUCCAAAUGGACUUUUCAGGAAACUAAUGCAGAAACAAGCUUUUCUUCAGAACAGUGAUACUUUUGCAUUAGAUUUACAAUCCAGAGAAAAGAAUAUAUUAAAAGAAAAUGUAUGAGAAGAUGUAUGAGUAAUGGAAGCUUACAAACUACAAAGACUAUAACUUAUGUUUCAGUUAUGUAAAGUAAAUGUUAUAUUUUUCCAAAAUGUACAAAAUAUUCUUUUGAAACUUAAAUGUGUUUAAACUUUUUAUUGAAAGCUUUUUAAUAAUUAUUGCAACUUUUAAAAAUGUUUAUCACAUUGAGAUAAUUUCAGUGUAUAGAUUCUUCUACUUUGUGUUACACUGAGAACAUUUAGAAUCUUAUUUGCUGUACUGCACUGUAUGAUUAUGUGCUCCAUUCUCAAGUAAGUUCAGUAUUUUAAAGAUAAUUAAAUGAGAAAUACUAUAAUUUUCAUAU
Messenger RNA from Pipra filicauda (Wire-tailed manakin), 2570 nucleotides. It is a transcript of the gene ABCB10, whose product is annotated as ATP binding cassette subfamily B member 10. The transcript has 13 exons. Gene Ontology annotation, molecular function: ATP binding; ABC-type oligopeptide transporter activity; ATP hydrolysis activity. Gene Ontology annotation, cellular component: membrane. The record is from RefSeq and is a predicted model, not a curated record. Lineage: Eukaryota; Metazoa; Chordata; Aves; Passeriformes; Pipridae. The coding region runs from base 41 to 2230 and encodes 729 amino acids. Gene Ontology annotation, biological process: transmembrane transport.